Messenger RNA from Callorhinchus milii (elephant shark), 5954 nucleotides. Its product is annotated as plexin-A1. Gene Ontology annotation, biological process: regulation of GTPase activity; negative regulation of cell adhesion; regulation of cell shape. The transcript has 31 exons. The record is from RefSeq and is a predicted model, not a curated record. Lineage: Eukaryota; Metazoa; Chordata; Chondrichthyes; Chimaeriformes; Callorhinchidae. Gene Ontology annotation, molecular function: protein binding; semaphorin receptor activity. Bases 99 to 5777 code for a protein of 1892 amino acids. Gene Ontology annotation, cellular component: semaphorin receptor complex.
CAAUCUCACUACUCUAGAGGAUGCCAUAGAUCUGGAGAAAGCAGACAUUCGCAGAUCAUUCAGUUUCCUUUUAAGAGAUCGAAACGCAGAACAGCGAGAUGAACCCACCACCAUGUAGCAAGUGCUAUUUCAUCUCGUACAUCUGGACGUUGCAAGUUCUGUUGUGCUUGGUCGUGAGUAACUAUGUUGUUGGGACUUUGCUGUCCUUCAGGACUUUCAAUGUAUCCGACACAACCUUGACUCAUUUAGUGGUCCACAAUAAAAGUGGAGUUGUGUACAUAGGAGCUGUGAACAGCAUCUACAAGUUAUCGGACAACUUAACCAUGCUGAGGUCCCAUGUCACAGGGCCAGUGGAUGACAAUGAGAAGUGUUACCCACCUCCCAGUGUCCAGUCCUGCCCCCACGGACUGGUGCACACCAAUAACAUGAAUAAGCUCCUUCUCAUCGACUACACCCAAAACAGAUUAAUCGCUUGUGGAAGUGCAUCCCAGGGAAUAUGCCAGUUCCUUCGGUUGGAUGACCUUUUUAAGCUCGGAGAGCCCCACCACCGCAAGGAACACUACCUAUCAAGUGUCAAUGAGGCGGGUACCAUGUCUGGUGUGAUCAUCGAGGGGUCCAACGGGACCAACAACAAGCUCUUCAUUGGUACUCCCAUCGACGGCAAAUCGGAAUAUUUUCCAACCCUUUCCAGCAGGAAACUGAUGGUCAAUGAGGAAAAUGCAGAAAUGUUUGGCUUUGUGUAUCAGGAUGAAUUUGUUUCAUCUCAACUCAAAAUCCCAUCAGACACCCUUUCCAAGUUCCCGGCCUUCGAUAUCUAUUACAUCUACAGUUUCAGCAGCGAGCAAUUUGUUUAUUACCUAACACUGCAGCUCGACACACAGCAGACGUCACCGGAUUCCAGCGCCGAACAAUUCUUCACGUCCAAGAUUGUCCGACUCUGUGUGGAUGAUCCCAAGUUUUACUCCUACGUGGAAUUCCCCAUCGGAUGCCUCAAGGAUGGUGUGGAGUAUCGCCUCAUCCAAGACGCCUACUUGACCAAACCCGGCAGAAUCCUAGCAAAAUCUUUGGGAAUCUCUGAGAAGGAAGACAUCCUCUUCACAGUCUUUUCUCAGGGCCAAAAGAAUCGAGUGAAUCCGCCCAAGGAAUCUGCUCUGUGCCUCUUCACCCUGAGGAAAAUCAAAGAGAAGAUUAAGGAGCGGAUUCAAUCUUGCUACCGGGGAGAAGGGAAGCUUUCGUUACCGUGGCUCCUCAACAAAGAGCUGGUCUGCAUUAAAUCACCUUUACAAAUCGAUGACAAUUUUUGUGGACAAGAUUUCAAUCAGCCACUGGGCGGGACAAAGCUGGUCGAGGGGAUGCUGUUGUUUGUGGACAAGGAGGACGGGAUGACCUCCAUUGCAGCCUAUGACUACAGGGGUAACACAGUGGUCUUCUUCGGGACCCGCAAUGGGAAGAUGAAAAAGAUUUUAGUGAAUUCCGUCAGCUUGGAUUCCGAGGGCAUCUUACUGUAUGAAAAUGUUUCUGUGGCAGACACCAGCCCAAUCCUCCGUGAUCUCGUCUUCAGCCCUGAUUACCAGCACAUCUACGCCAUGACUGAGAAGCAGGUGAGCCGUGUUCCAGUGGAGAGCUGUGAGCAGUACGAGAGCUGUGAGGUGUGUCUGGGCUCCCGAGAUCCGCACUGUGGCUGGUGUGUCCUGCACAAUGUAUGCUCUCGCAGGGACAAGUGUGACCGGGCCAGCGAGGCUCAACGCUUCACCUCAAACCUACGCAUGUGCGUCCAACUGAGUGUGCAUCCCAUGAACAUCUCGGUCACUAUGUCUGCUGUCCUGUUGAUGCUGCAAGCUCGGAAUGUGCCUAAUCUGUCCACUGGGGUCAACUGCUCCUUUGAGGAUUUCACAGAGACUGAGGGACGAAUAAUGGACGGGAGGAUCUACUGCAGGUCCCCAUCUGCCAGAGAAGUUAUCCCCAUCACCAGAGGCCAGGGGGACAAGCGGGUGGUGAAGCUGUAUCUAAAAUCUAAAGAAACUGGGAAGAAGUUUGCCAGCACUGAUUUUGUGUUCUACAACUGCAGCGUUCACCAGUCUUGUCUCUCCUGUGUCAAUGGCUCUUUCCCCUGUCACUGGUGCAAAUACCGUCAUGUCUGCACACAGAAUGCUGCAGAUUGCUCCUUCCAGGAAGGCCGUGUGAAUGCAUCUGAGGAUUGUCCACAGAUUCUACCAUCCACCAAGAUCUUCAUCCCCGUGGGGGUGGUGAAGCCCAUCACUCUGACUGCCAAGAACCUGCCCCAACCCCAGUCAGGACAGCGCAGCUACGACUGCAUCUUCAACAUCCAGGGCUUCGAGAAACGGGUGCCCGCUCUUCGGUUCAACAGCACCAGCGUCCAGUGCCAAAACACCUCGUACUCGUAUGAAGGAAACGACAUCAGUGACCUGCCUGUUGAUCUCUCCGUGGUCUGGAAUGGAGACUUUGUCAUCGACAAUCCUGCCAACAUUAAAGCCCAUCUGUACAAGUGCACAGCGCUUCGGGAGAGCUGUGGGCUGUGUCUGAAGGCUGAUCCGAAGUUUGAGUGCGGGUGGUGUGUGUCGGAGAUGAAGUGCCUGCUCCGGCAGCACUGCCAAGCCCCUGAGAGUAUCUGGAUGCACCAGAGCAGCAAGAACAGCAGAUGUACUGAUCCCAAAAUCACCAAGCUGGUGCCAGAGACUGGGCCCAGGGAAGGAGGAACUAGACUGACAAUCACUGGCGAAAACCUGGGCCUAAAAUUCUCGGAAAUUCGUUAUGGUGUGCGUGUGGGCCUGGUCCGAUGUAUCCCCAUUGAAGAGCAUUACAUCAGAGCUGAGCAGAUUGUGUGCGACAUGGAGGAGGCUAUCCCUAAUACUCCAGCCGAGGACCAUGUGAAAGUUUGUGUGGUGGAGUGCAGUGUCGACUACCAGGCAAUCUCACCCAAAGUCUUCACCUUCGUGACCCCAAUGUUCAGCAAAGUACGACCAGCACAGGGUCCUGUGUCUGGCGGCAGCCGUGUGACUAUUGUGGGCAACCACUUGAAUGCUGGAAGCUCUGUGACGGUCUUCAUAGGCGGAAGCGGACUGUGUCAGUUUGAAUGGAGAAGUCCGAAGCAGAUUGUCUGUGUGACGUCAAGCUCCACCCAGGGCAUCGGUCCAGCAGCUAUUGCGGUCAGCAUCAACCGAGCUCGCCUGGUGAACCCCAACGUGAAAUACAACUACACAGAAGACCCCACCAUCUCCAGAAUUGAGCCGGAAUGGACCAUAGCCAGUGGUGGAACCGAGAUCACCGUCACCGGUACCAACCUCGCCACCAUCCAGGAGCCCAGGGUUCGAGCCAAGUAUGGUUUCAAACAGUCCAGCAACGAAUGCAAAGUGUUGAACGACACUGUCAUGGUCUGCAAAGCCCCAUCUAUAGUGAACAAACAGCGGGUUGUGACCGAGAACGGUGAGCGGCCGGACGAAAUCGGCUUCAUCAUGGACGACGUCCAGUCAGUGCUCGUCGUCAACGGAACAGGAUUUGUUUACUACCCCGACCCGGUCUUCGAGCCGCUGAGUCCAUCCGGGACCCUUGAACUGAAGCCGAGCUCAACGGUUUUACUGAAGGGAAGGAACCUGAUUCCCCCAGCCCCGGGCAAUGUCAAGCUGAACUACACAGUGCUGAUAGGGGACAACCCCUGUGUGCUGACUGUCUCCGAGACACAGCUGCUGUGUGAGCCCCCAAACCUGACCGGGGAGCACAGAGUGUUGAUAAAAGUGGGGGGACUGGAGUAUUCCCCAGGAGUGCUGCACAUCUACUCGGAAAGUCUGCUCACGCUGCCAGCCAUCAUCGGCAUCGGGGGAGGGGGUGGCCUCCUGCUUCUCAUCAUCGUCAUUGUGCUCAUCGCGUACAAGAGGAAGUCGCGGGAUGCCGACCGCACAUUGAAGAGGCUUCAACUGCAGAUGGACAACCUGGAGUCCAGAGUAGCUUUGGAAUGCAAGGAAGCAUUUGCGGAGUUACAGACCGACAUUCACGAGCUCACCAGUGACCUGGAUGGUGCUGGGAUCCCAUUCCUGGAUUAUCGGACUUACGCCAUGAGGGUGCUCUUCCCCGGGAUAGAGGACCAUCCAGUCCUCAAGGAGCUGGAGGUGACCUCCAACGUGGAGAAGGCCCUGACUCUCUUCGGACAGCUGCUGAAUAAGCAGGUCUUCCUGCUGACAUUCAUCCGCACCUUGGAGGCCCAGCGAAGCUUUUCGAUGCGUGACCGGGGUAACGUGGCAUCGCUGAUCAUGACUGGACUCCAAGGCGAGAUGGAGUAUGCCACUGGGGUCCUGAAACAGCUCCUGUCAGACCUCAUCGAGAAAAACCUGGAGAGCAAAAACCAUCCCAAGCUGCUGCUCCGAAGGACUGAAUCUGUAGCUGAGAAGAUGCUGACAAACUGGUUCACAUUCCUCUUGUACAAGUUCCUCAAGGAGUGUGCUGGGGAGCCGCUGUUCAUGCUGUACUGUGCCAUCAAGCAGCAGAUGGAGAAAGGCCCCAUCGACGCAAUCACAGGGGAGGCACGUUACUCUCUGAGUGAAGACAAGCUCAUUCGCCAGCAAAUAGACUACAAAACCGUGACCCUAAACUGCGUGAACCCGGAGAAUGAGAACUCACCUGAAAUCCCUGUCAAAGUGCUGAACUGCGACACCGUCACCCAGGUGAAGGAUAAACUCUUGGAUGCCGUCUACAAGGGCGUUCCUUACUCUCAGCGGCCAAAGGCAGCGGACAUGGACCUGGAAUGGCGCCAGGGUAGGAUGGCUCGGAUAAUCCUCCAGGACGAAGAUGUGACCACAAAGAUUGACAACGACUGGAAGCGUCUGAAUACACUGUCGCACUACCAGGUUACAGACGCCUCGAUGAUAGCACUUGUACCGAAACAAACCUCAGCCUAUAAUAUCUCAAACUCCUCCACCUUCACCAAAUCCCUCAGCCGCUAUGAGAGCAUGCUGAGGACAGCCAGCAGCCCAGAUAGCCUGAGGUCACGCACUCCCAUGAUUACACCAGACCUGGAGAGUGGCACCAAGCUCUGGCACCUGGUGAAGAACCACGAUCAUAUGGACCAGAGGGAAGGCGAUCGGGGCAGCAAAAUGGUGUCUGAGAUCUACCUAACACGUCUGCUUGCUACUAAGGGCACCCUUCAGAAGUUUGUGGACGAUCUGUUUGAGACGAUCUUCAGCACGGCACACAGGGGCAGUGCCCUGCCUCUUGCCAUCAAGUACAUGUUUGACUUCCUGGAUGAGCAGGCGGACAAGCACACAAUCAAUGACCAUGAUGUCCGACACACCUGGAAGAGCAAUUGUCUACCUCUACGGUUUUGGGUGAAUGUUAUCAAGAACCCACAGUUUGUCUUUGACAUUCACAAGAACAGUAUCACAGAUGCCUGUCUCUCUGUGGUAGCUCAGACCUUCAUGGAUUCCUGCUCAACCUCUGAGCACAAACUAGGCAAGGACUCGCCCUCAAACAAACUACUGUACGCAAAGGACAUUCCAAACUACAAAAACUGGGUUGAAAGAUACUACUCAGAUAUCUCGAAGAUGCCAGCAAUCAGUGACCAGGACAUGAGCGCCUACCUGGCAGAACAGUCACGACUACACUUGAGCCAAUUCAACAGCAUCAGUGCACUGCACGAGAUCUACUCCUACAUCAACAAGUACAAGGAUGAGAUCUUGUCCGCCCUUGAGAAGGAUGACCAAGCCCGGAGACAGCGACUGCGGAGUAAGCUGGAACAAGUCAUCGACGCAAUGGCCUGCAGCAGUUGAGCGGGUGCCGUGGGAGAAAUCGCGGUUGACGCCCAGUACUGGAAGCGUGUGGGGGAACAGGGGGACUUGAAAUGGAGCAGUGCACCUGGGGGUUCAGGGGGAUUGAGCACUGAGCAGCGUUGGAGACGACUCGGCAAAUUCUCCUGCCACGUUACAUGGGUCAUGUGACGGGCGGAC